UUGAAAUUUAAUUGGUAGUCAAGCAAAUCAUCGUAAAUCUAAACAUAAAUGAAAGUAUAGUUGUUCUCAGUUUGCUUGAAAAUCUUUAACAUCAUUUAUUAUGAAUUAACAUGAAUGAGUAAAACACUAUUUUAUGAAGUGACGAGAGUGUAGAACAUGUACCCUUAUGUAUUUCAGUUCAGUGGUAGAAUAAAUAUUGAGCUAACAAGUAGAUUUAAAGUUAUCUAAUUCCAUUUCAUACGUUAUUUCAGGAGUCUAAUAAUAAGUUUUAAAAAUUUUACGAAACAUACAACUGAUUGUUAUAUUUAUGAUAAACAUUUGUCUUUUUCUGAAGAUAUCUGUAUGGCAAUAAUCAAUCAGCACAAUUUACAUAAAAAUCAGAAUAACGCCAUAUCAUAUUUACAUGAUUUUAAUAACUUUAUUCUGAAUUUAAAACAUUUAAAUAUUUUAUUAAAGUUUCAGGAAAAUUAUACCAUAAAUCUUUAAUACUUUUAAAUCUUAAUAACUUUCGUCUACUCUUGUAGAGCAAGAUACAUUGGCCACAGCCAGAGCUCGCUUUUAACUCGAAUACGAGAACAUGUCCCAGUUUGAUUCUACAACGAUGAGAGGAAAGCAGUUAGAAGUUCCAUACUUGAACAUCUACUCGACUGUUGUAUUUACGAUUCGUCUAAAUCUACCUUGAUUUUUUCGUAUUCGAAAUAGCUGAGAUCAAGCUAGAACUAUGCGUACAAAAAGGUAUUAAAAAGAUUUAAUUAAAAAUGCCAAUAGAACAAAGAUCAUAUAGUAAUACAUUACAUCAAACUGGUGAAAGAAAAGCUGUUAUUAAAUAUGUUGAAAUGAGUAAAGAAAUGCAACAAGAUGCUGUACAAACUGCUGCAUUAGCUAUAGAUAAAUAUAAUGAUGAUAAAGAUAUUGCAUUAUUUUUAAAAAAAGAAUUUGAUCGUAAAUAUGAACCAACAUGGCAUUGUAUUAUUGGAAGUAAAUUCUCAAGUUACGUAACGCAUAUAAAACAAUUCUGUAUUUACUUUUCAUUGGAAGAUCGUGGAGUUCUUCUUUUCAAAACUGUGUGA
Schistosoma margrebowiei is the source of this 1070-nucleotide messenger RNA. NCBI's taxonomy places the organism in Eukaryota, Metazoa, Platyhelminthes, Trematoda, Strigeidida, Schistosomatidae. The record is from the annotation of a GenBank genome assembly.